Molecule: messenger RNA, 6381 nt
Organism: Naegleria lovaniensis
Lineage: Eukaryota; Heterolobosea; Eutetramitea; Acrasida; Naegleriidae
Exons: 11
Coding region: 1-6381 (2126 amino acids)
Molecular function (GO): protein binding
Source: RefSeq, a predicted model, not a curated record
AUGUUCUUCUCACAGCAACAAGGGACAACCACCAACAGCAUAACAGACUCAUCUUCUUCAAUAGUGCCAUCAUUAGAUUGGAAUUAUGUGAGAGAAGCAAUAUCCUCCAUUUCCGAUAUGGGAGAUUCCGAGUUUUCGUCGCUUUUCGAUCGAGUCGAAACACAUUUGAUAAAGAUAGGAAAUAUCAAUGACAAAUCGGAGAACUUUUUAACAGAGAAAAUCAGAAUUUAUAAUUUAUUUGGAUAUUUAAAUUACUUGAAUUGCGACAUUGACAAAGCUGAAGAGUAUUUCAUGAAAGCUCAAAGCACCAUUCAAUUGUUAAUUAAUUUCAAAACCGAAAAAAUUAAAAAUUUAAUGCAAAUACAUGUCACCAACAACCUAGGAGUUAUCCAAUUGCAAAAUGGAAAGAUAAAGGAAGCAAUAGACACAUUUACCAAUGCACUAAGAAUAUGUUUGGAAAACGAAAAGAAAUAUCAUGAAUUUAGACACAUUUCCACGACUCCUUUUUUAAAUUUAGGAUUAAUAUAUUUAAAGAUACAAAACGAUCUCGACAAAAGCGAAGAAUGUUUUCUCAAGGUCAUUGAGAGAGAUAGUUUUUCAUUUGAAGCAUGGAUAAAUUUAUCCGAUAUUUACACAAUUUAUGAAGAUUAUGAGGAAGCUCUUAAAUGUUGCUACAAGGCAAAAAAGAUCAAUCCACAAAACUCUCGUGUGUUGACCACGUGUGCUCUGAUCAAGCAUAGAAUGGGAUGGGACUCUGAGGCCAUUCACAUUCUUGAUGAAGCAAAGCAGAGAGAUCCCAAUAAUCCAUCAAUUUACACCCUCUUUGGAGUUAUUUAUCGAGAACGACAAAUGCAUGAAAUUGCCAUUGAAUGUUUUUUAAAGGCUAUGGACUUGUCUCCUUAUCAAAUAUUUUCACUUGAGAAUAUUAUUGAUAUUUAUUUGGAAAAUGGUCAAUAUGAUCUGGCUCACAAAUUACUUGAACAAUCAAUGAUGAAAAUUCCGUUAUUUAUACCAACACUUCAGUUGAAACGAAGCGUAUUUCACAUGAUUGGUUUCGAAACAAACACGAUUAAUACUAGUACUGAUUCUGAAUUACCAAUGGAAAAUUUAUUGAAAUGCUCGCAAUUAGAGUUGCUUCAUGGGCAUUUACCUUUUGGAAUCAGAUCUAAACUAGUAGAGAAAUCAUCUCUUCAUAACAUUUCUCUCACUAAAUUUCACAACGGAGAUGUUGAAGGAGCUCUUUAUACUCUAUUGAAUGGAUAUCAAAUCGACUCCUCUAUUUUCACACAAGAUAUUUACAAUAAUUCUACCAUUCAAAACAUGUGCUCUCUCUAUCCACAUGCUAUCAAAUUAUUAUGGAUGUACUUUAUCAAGUUAGGGUCGCCAGUGACAGCACUAGUGCUCAUGAAAAUUCUCUACGACAAGCAUAUCAUGUUAGGUAAGAAACCAGGGAGUCGUGAUUGCUCUGUCAUGUUUUGGUAUUAUGCAGCACUGGCCUAUGCAGGAAUACCUUGGCGACUUGUUGAUUAUUCGAAAUUUAUUUUUGAGGAUGUCAAUAAGCGCGAUGACUUUCCAUAUUAUUUACAAGUAUUGGCUUAUAAUAGAAUGGAAGUUUCUGAGAGUGGAGAACAGCUCGAUGAAUUGACGAGACAACAUGUUGAAAAAUGUUUUGAAGAGAUGAAAUCAAUUCAAGAUUACGUUGCUAUCACGUAUGAGAAAGUUAUGUUCUCGUUGAGAAAUGGAGAUUAUAACUCUGCGAGUAGUAUGCUCCCAAAACAGCCAAUUUCAGAAAUGAUUCCAGACUUUCAGUUUUUGAUGGCAAAGAUCUUGUACAAGAAGAAGAGUUCCAUUGCAGCUCGACAAGCGUUGCAAAUCAUUACACUUCUUCUAAGAAGAUGCCCCAAACAUUUCGAAUACCUCUAUUUACGUUUAAAAUUAUUUCUAUUGUUGGAUGAAAACAAUUUUAGAAAUCACUACAAGGAUUUCUCUCCAAUCACUUUGGAAUUUUCAAUCAAAAAGUUGAAACUUGGUGUGAAAUAUUAUAUCAAUCAUUUCGAUCCCGAGAAAGCUCAAGAAGAAUUAGAAAAGCUUGAAAAACUUGUCGAGAAUGUUGCCAAUUGGAGGGAUAAAAAUCAACUUUCAGAGUUUGAACGAGCUAUUCAUGAUCGAAAGUACAAGACAUCCAUUCGAUUUCUAAAAGCGAACAUCAAAUAUAUUUCUACGGAGAGCUAUUAUUCUAUAUUGAAUUUAAUGAGUGACAUUACGCCCAUCUAUUUGAAAAAGCCAAAAACCUUAAUAUUUGAAUUGAAGUACACACAAUUGGCUCCAACGAAUCAAUAUUACUUGACUCAGUUUUUCGAGAAGGCAGAUAAUACUCUAAAACUUCUAGAUAUCAAGUCACAAACACUAUGUUGGCAGUUUAUUAUCUUGUAUUGCCUUCGAAACGGAAUGAAAAGACAAGCGUUGUCUGUAUUGAACAAUAUGGGUUCCACUCGAUUUGCGAGAGUGGACACUCUGUAUGCCUUAUGUGCAAUUGCAUUCAUGUUGGAUAUGAGCGAUAAUUUGGAGUCUUAUUUAUCGAAGGUAGAUCUUAGUAUGAUUCGUUAUCACUCCAAGUCCAAUGUCACCAAGAAAAUUUUAUCUGAAUUUGACAUGUUUAAACUUAGAGUGAUUAUAAGCAAGAUGCAACGAGCGACGAAAUUUCCUUCUGAAUUCCAAACUCAUAUUGAGGAAUUUAGAAUUACCUUCAAUUCAUGCUUUCCAUUUUUAGACUAUCUGAAAACUCUCUACAAGGAGCAAAUUGUUGAUCAUAUCAUUACUAAUUAUCUUCUCCUAACAAGCCAUUUAACAUCACAGGACACAAUUAUUCAACGAUUGCUAAAUGAAUCUCCAGAUCUAUUACCCCUCUCAUAUAUUCAAAGUCUCAUUGAAUCAACCACAAACUAUCCAGAAAAGAAGAAACUGUUUGACGCUCACCGAAAGAGUUUCUCUGAAACGGUAUCCUUAGAAGAUAGAACCAAUUUUCAAGUUUUGGAAUGUCUCAAAAAUAAUGACAAAACCUUGUUGACAACUUCUACAUUGGCAACUACUGACACUUUCUUAUUUUGUAAAAAGUGCUUUAGUGCAACAUUAGAAACCAUUACUGAACAAUUAUCAAACAUAAUCUUUGAGAAGAAAAAACUGUCACUGGACAUGAUGAAAGCUCUUAAUAUUAUGUUGAAAGGACAAGUUGAUAGUGUCACCUAUCAGUGGUUGUCUUAUGAGAUUUUUAAAAGAGAAGAAACAAUUCCGUUUUUUGAGAAGAUUCAACAAACCAAAUCUUCUUAUUCAAUGACAGAAAGAAAUAUUUUCAUUUCAAUAGAAGGACUUCCUUUCAAUCAAAAUUAUGUGAAAACUGUUCAAAGUAUCUACGAUCGCUAUGAGCAACCAAUCAUUAGAAAUGGACACUUGUUAUUGGCUCAUAUUUUAAGAAUUUCACAUACUAAGGAAACUCCUCUUUACAUUGAUGAAAGUCAGAAAGCAUCAUUACCUUGGUUCUUGACUCACACAUCGAUGGACUCGCUCAUUCAAGAACUUUUUUCAAAAUUCACAGAGUGCAUUCAAUCUAAAGAGAUAGAGAUAAUCAAAACCAGGCCUACUCCAGAGAAUCCUGAAUCAAUGGUUAGCCAACAGUUUCAACAAUUGUUUUUAGAUGGCGACAAGAACAAAUUAUUUUGGAAAUGCAUUUCUUACAUUUUUUCAAGCGAAAAAGAUGGACAAAACACUCUGAGAGAACGUUUACAGUUACUUUCAAAUAUUGCUUCCAACGUAAAUGUCACCACUGAGGAAAUCAUUCGCAUUAAUUUUGAAUUUAUUUUACAUGAAUGGAGAAUUCGAGAUUCCACAUUUAAUUACAGAUUUUCAAAAAUUCAAGAGAAAACGAAUGGUGAAUUUCUUUUAAAGUUUUGUUCACUUUUCUUUACGUUAAAGGAACAUUUUACUAGAAUGUCCACCCAAGCAGGAAAUUCAAUGGCCUUAACAAUUUCCGAAUCAAUAUUCAACACAGUAUUCAAAGAAUCCCAACUAUCGAUUCGAAAAUCCUCUCAUACAGAAUGGAAAGAAUUUGUACAGUAUAUUUCAUCAAAAAGAGAAUCUCCAAUGGACAAGACUUGGAAUUUCACACUCUAUCGUUUGAAAACUUUUGAAUGCGAUUGGAGAGUUUGGUUUUCCAUUCUAUGCUUGCAAUGUAAUACGAACCAAAACUUGGAUGAUACGAUCAAAGGUUCUUUACUGACAUUAUUUUUUGAAGCAGUAUUAAGGACAUGCUACUGUGCUUCAUCAUACGGUAAUAGUACUGUUUCGUUAAGCAGUGAAAAGAGUGUGGCACAUUUUCUUUUUACUCAACAAAAAGAACGAUUGAAAAUUGAUGAACUGUUAUACCACCUUUCAAGUUAUCACACACCUUGUAGCAUGGAUUUAUUUGCCUAUCAGCAUGACGAUGAUCCAGCACAUGAGGAGAUGUCCUCUAUUUUCAAGUGUGUUCGCUCCUUAAUUCCCAAUUUUUUCAAUUUCAUAUCAAAGUUAACCACUGAAAAAGACAAGUACUUCACAGAGAUACAAUACCUCAUUAGGAUCAUGGCAAAUCUCUUGGAAUUUGGAUUUUUAGAACCAAUCAUGAUUCUUGAGAAUGUAAAUUUAGUGACCGUUUGGGCACAGAUGUUAAAUUUCAUUUUAGAAUUUCGCGCCAUGUUUCAAGAACAGGAAUUUUCAAUAUUACUAUCAAACUUUUUAUGUGAAGACAAGAAAAUCCGUACCUCAAGAAAAAUCUAUUAUUCAUUGAGAAGUGUCAAUUUUCUAUUGGAAUUUCUGAACUCUACCUCUGAAGACAUUUUAUUGGAUUUUUUGGAAUUGGAAAUCAUCUCAAAAACUGAUCUUCCUCCACUGAAGAAUGAAUUAAUGACCAUUCACAGAGUUUUAAACAAGGGAUUGGACUGUAAUAUUGAGCAAUUACAAUUCACAACAAGCUUAAUUUCUCUCUUCAAAUCCAUUGGAAAAUUAUUACCACCUGAUCACUCACACAAAUGGCUCACGUUCGUGAAAUUUAUUGAAUUUUCAAAAUUAUCCAAUAAUAAUGAUACAACAACAUGGGAAAUUAGAAUCUAUUAUGAAGGAUUAGAACAAAAUGACUCACUCCUCUUACUUGUCCCAGUUGGAAACAUUUACUCGAAUGAAUACAUGUUGGAAACUCAAACAAGUUGUCUCGUGCAAAGUUUGACAGAGAAAAAUCGAGAAAUUGGAAUAUUAUCGCAUUUAAAAAUUGGAACCACACUAUUCAAGAUGAUAUCAUCUGGUGAGUCCUUGGAUUUAAGAAGUGUGAAAUCGUUAUACUUUGCCACGUCGUCGUAUGAAAAGAAGCAAGAGUCCAAUGUUUCAUAUUUUCUUUCGAACUAUGCUGCUAGAAAACAUUCACUUUUGUCGUUGGAUGUUGAGACCAAAAAGAAGCAAGUGUCAACAACAUCUACUUCUGUGCAACAGUUAGCUUCGAACGUGAUUAUUACAAGAUACUCCAUGUAUAACAAUAGUUGGUAUGAAAAGUUAGAUAAAUUAAUUAAGGAGCUUGCACGAUGGUCUGCUGUGUGUUGGUUUAUAGGCCUUUCUAUGCGAUCAAGAGAUAGCUCCAUAAGAAUUAAUAUCGAGAAGGCACAAUUGAUACAUGAUGAGUUGUGUUACACCUUAUUGUACGGCAUUUCUAAGGAACAUGUCCAACCGUUUCGAUACGAUGCAGAUAUCGAAGCAAUUAUUCAGUCGUACGGAACAAGUGGAAUUCAGAUAUUUGAAAAAGAAUUGUACACAAUGGUGAAUAUGUUGCUGUCCCCUUUGCAAAUUCAGAAAACUUUAUUCUACAUUUCCUUAUUGACAGAAAAUGAUUGCAAACUUGUGAGCGACCAUGGAGAUGAUUCGUCUCAAAGCAACUACUUGUCUAUGCUUCAUGUGGACCGGUACAACUUGGACACCAACGAGAAAAUACCAAGAGGUGACAAGUAUUUGUACAAAUUACUGAAGAGAAAUUUCAAAUUGGAAAAAAUGUUAGAGCCUGAGUUAAGAAGAGAGCUACAAAGUACAGCUGCUGGUCGCGGCACUCAACAAUUGGCUCUUAAAGAACAUGAUGUUGCACUUAAAUCAGUUACUCAUCAUCGUUCUCCAUACCUUGAACUUAAUGAUAGGAUUGUUGAUUUGUUUUUGAGUCGUGUACAUGGCUGGCUACUCAUAUUUAAUGCUGUGUCAACAUCUAAGGACGAAGAGAUCACAUUUGAAAAUUGUGGAAUUAGAUGUACCAACAUUCAACAACUGUGCAGUGAAUUAAUCGCUCAAAGCAAGUUGUUCUCAAGAAGUUCAAAAUAA